Molecule: messenger RNA, 2256 nt
Organism: Eremothecium cymbalariae DBVPG#7215
Lineage: Eukaryota; Fungi; Ascomycota; Saccharomycetes; Saccharomycetales; Saccharomycetaceae
Gene: FCP1
Product: protein serine/threonine phosphatase
Exons: 1
Coding region: 1-2256 (751 amino acids)
Cellular component (GO): nucleus
Molecular function (GO): RNA polymerase II CTD heptapeptide repeat phosphatase activity
Source: RefSeq, a predicted model, not a curated record
AUGUCUACCCCAAUUCGACUCCCAGAUAACUUGCCCUACCCUAUUACUGUAGCGCAGUUGGCCGUAUCAGCAGGAGAUAUGGUGGAGAGGGGACAAAGACUAUUUGCUUAUAAGUAUUGGGAUUUUGAGCAAAUUGUGACUUCUCCAGGAGAUGAGUCUGCUGGAGGGAAGUCUAAAAGGCAAAGGAUAGAUUUAGUUGGGACUUUUGAUUCUCCAGUAUCUGGGCAGGUGGUAUCGUUGAAUAUUACGCUUGGUGACGAAUUUGUUAAUAGUCAGUGUACGGUUGCUGAAAUCAAACAACCAUGUACACAUGAUGUUACGUAUGGUGGGCUCUGUGUUCAGUGUGGUCAGACUGUGGAGGAUGAGCAGACUUCGGGUAGUCUUUUGGAUAACCAGGCUAAGUUAACAAUGUCGCAUACGAAUAUGAACAUUCGAAUUUCUGAGAAGCAAGCAUAUACAUUGGAAAAAAGUGCUCAGAAGCAGUUACGGGAGGCGAGGAAGCUGGUUUUGGUUGUAGAUUUAGAUCAGACUGUUAUACACUGUGGUGUGGAUCCAACAAUUGGCGAAUGGUCGAAAGAUCCGGAUAAUCCAAAUUACGAGUCUCUGAAGGAUGUUAGGUCGUUUUCGCUCCAUGAGGAGCCAGUUUUACCGCCGUUCUAUAUGGGUCCAAAACCACCUACAAGAAAAUGCUGGUAUUAUGUAAAACUGAGACCUGGAUUGCAGGAUUUUUUUUCAAAUAUAGCACCACAUUUUGAACUGCAUAUUUAUACUAUGGCAACCAGAACCUAUGCCUUAGAGAUUGCGAAGAUUAUUGACCCUGAUGGCACAUUAUUUGGUGACAGGAUUUUAUCUCGUGACGAAAAUGGUUCUUUGACCCAAAAGUCACUUGAACGGCUAUUUCCUAUGGACCAGUCAAUGGUAGUGAUUAUUGACGAUAGAGGAGAUGUCUGGAACUGGUGUGAGAACCUGAUCAAGGUUGUCCCAUAUGACUUCUUUGUUGGAAUUGGUGAUAUAAAUUCUAAUUUUUUACCGAGACAACAAAACUCAAUGCUACACCUAGGUAGAAGGAAUCGUAAAAAGCUAAAGCAGGACGAAGAGUUGCUUACCGAUAUUCUUGAUACGGAGAAGAAGUUGAAGGUGAAGAUUUCUGAAGAGGUAAAGAGGCAAGAAGAAGAAAUGCAAAAAUUAAGCGAAGAGAAAAUCCCUGAUCAUACCACUAGUAAAGAAGAUAUCGCGAAGAAACUGGAGCAUAAUGCAUCAUUAGAAGUUCAGCAACAAAAUAGACCGUUGGCUGAGUUACAGAAGCAUUUGCAUAAUGAACGUUUGUUGAUUGACGAUGAUGAUGAACUGCCUCACUUGACAGAUAUUUUGCUUAGAGUCCAUAGUGCAUAUUAUGAUCAGUUGGAAAAAAAUAAGCAUGGAGCUACUGAGCUCUCUCCCGAUAUUAAACACUUGAUCCCUAGUUUAAAGGAAAUUGUUUUCAAGGGCUGUAAUUUCGUUUUCUCUGGUUUAAUUCCCUUACAUACAAAUAUUGACAGAGCUGACAUUGUUUUAUGGACAAAUACCUUUGGUGCGAAAACUACUAUAAAUAUUGACUAUAAUACUACACAUCUGAUUACCAAAACCCCAGGGACUAUGAAAGCUAGACUAGCAAGUAGUUUUAAUCGCGACAUUAAAAUUGUCCAUCCUGAUUGGAUCUUUGAGUGUAUAGUGAACUGGAAAAGAGUUGAUGAAAAGCCAUAUGAAUUAAUUGUCGAGGAACCUGUUAGUAAAGAAUAUUUAGAAAAUUUCAAAAAAGAAUUAGAGGAAACAGAAAAGUCUAAAAAUUCUGUUGAUGCCAACAUAUCGUCUCAGAAGUAUGAAACAUUCAAUGAUGCGAUGAUACUGCUUGGUGGUAGCGAUUCAUGGUUGGAUAACGAUGAUGAGAUGGACGAGUUUUUGAAUGACAGCGAUAGUGAGGACCACAGGAACGAAGGAGAGAAUGGUGGUGAUAAAAGUACAACAAAUAGUCAUGAGAGUGUUAAUAAUAUUCAGCAUAAUAAGCUGACUGAAAAUUUGAAGAAUCAACAUAUUCAACAAAACCAAAAACCAUUAAGUCGUACUGUAAUGGAAACAAAAGAUAAGCGACCAUUGGACGAGCAUGUGGGUUCUGAUGAGGCGCCAAAAGUUAAACGCCAACAUAUCUCAGAAUCCUCUAUUGAUUGGGAAGAGGAAGAUGAUCUUGAAGCUGAAUUAUUGCAUGAACUUGAGCAAUAG